AUGAAAUGGCUCUCAUGUAUGCUGUUUGCUUUGCUUCUGCCAAUCGGCAGUGCAACUCAGCAGCAACCAUUAAGUAUAGUUCCAGAGGGCCCGAAGCGGGUAGCUGUUAUCGGAGCUGGAGCUGGGGGCUCAUUUGCUGCGUAUGAGCUACAAAAGCUAGCUGAGGGGUCGGGCAUCCCUGUCAACAUCACCGUGUUCGAGCGGACCUCGCACAUUGGCGGACGAGCGACGACUGUCAACGUAUUUGAUGACCCUGCCUAUCCGAUCGAGCUAGGUGCCUCGAUCUUUGUUCAAGUAAACCAAAAUCUCGUGAAUGCUUCCCGUGACCUGGGACUUUCGGUCCGGAGUGCGGAUCAUGCACGGCCAAAGGAAACAGCCGAAUCCAUUGGUAUCUGGGACGGCACGCAUUUUGUCUUCUCUAUCAAGAACACCGAUAGCUGGUGGAAUAUUGGCCGUCUUUUCUGGCGAUAUGGUCUGGCGCCACUGCGUACUCAGAACUUAAUGAAGAGUACUGUUGGCAAGUUUCUCAGUCUGUACGAAGAGCCGCUCUUCCCGUUUCAGUCACUGUCUGAGGCUGCGAUAUCAGCAGGCCUGGUCGAUGCUACUUCAAAUCCAGGAUGGAAUUUCCUGGCUGCAAACAAGAUUUCCGAACUAUUCGCCCGGGAGAUUGUCCAGGCCAGCACGCGUGUCAACUAUGGCCAGAAUCUGGGAUUGAUUCAUGGACUGGAAUCGAUGGUUUGCAUGGCCGCGGAGGGCGCAGUAGCUAUCGAUGGUGGAAACUGGAGAAUUUUCGAUGGCAUUUUGAAAACUUCCAAGGCGCAUGUCAGUCUAAACACGACCGUGACAGAGAUUGUGCGGAACGAUGACGGUACCUCGCGCAUCAAAUUCAAGCCAACUGAAUACCACUGGAUGCAAUCAGAGCACGCUGAUUUUGACGAGGUGAUCAUUGCGGGUCCAUUACAGUACAGUGGCAUUUCCGUCUCUCCACCGUUGCAACAUGUCCCAGACGAGAUCCCAUACGUGAAGCUGCAUGUUACACUUCUCGCCUCUCCGCAUCAGAUUUCACCUGGCUUCUUUGGUCUUGAAGGUGAGGACGUGCGCGCACCAGAAACAAUUCUGACUACUCUGCCUGAGGGUCUUGAUCUCGGCUCGGAUGUCCAUGGAGUAGGCCCCGCUGGGUUCUGGAGUAUCAGCACUUUGCGCACAGUGACUCGAUCAGUCAUCAGAGACGGCGAGGAGAAGGAAGAGCAACAUUAUAUAUACAAAAUCUUCUCGCCAGAGCGGCCAACUGCCGAGUUUGUUGCCCAAGUUUUCGGGAUAAACUAUUCCAAUGAUACUGGACCGGCUUCGACUAUUGGUGAUCUUCCUAAGAGUCAUAUUAGCUGGUUCUAUGAGAAGAUCUGGCACCCGUAUCCGCUCAUGUACCCCCGGGUCACCUUUGAGGAAACGGUAUUGGCUCCAGGAGUUUGGUAUACAAGCGGAAUUGAGAGCUUUAUCUCGACGAUGGAGACUAGUGCAUUGAUGGGACGGAAUGUGGCGGCGCUCGUGGUGAAGUCGUGGAAGAAUGGUACAGGGCAGAAAGACGAGGUUGAUUCCAGUGGGAAGACCGAGCUCUGA
Messenger RNA from Penicillium taxi, 1617 nucleotides. RefSeq names its product putative prenylcysteine lyase. The record is from RefSeq and is a predicted model, not a curated record. Gene Ontology annotation, molecular function: prenylcysteine oxidase activity. The coding region runs from base 1 to 1617 and encodes 538 amino acids. NCBI's taxonomy places the organism in Eukaryota, Fungi, Ascomycota, Eurotiomycetes, Eurotiales, Aspergillaceae. The transcript is spliced from 2 exons. Gene Ontology annotation, biological process: prenylated protein catabolic process; prenylcysteine catabolic process.